Messenger RNA from Anopheles aquasalis, 1725 nucleotides. Its product is annotated as fibrinogen-like protein 1. Lineage: Eukaryota; Metazoa; Arthropoda; Insecta; Diptera; Culicidae. The record is from RefSeq and is a predicted model, not a curated record.
UCUUACCAAGACAAGGUGCAUUAUCGUAGUGAAAAGUGCUUCUUCACCAUGAAUCGUCUGGUUUGGUGCUUGUUGGUGGCUUUACUUGCAAUCGCAAUGCAAGUGAGAAGUGAUGAUAACGUGGUGCAUUCAACAUCAGGGCCGCCAGCAGAGUUUCAGGAGUUGCAAAAAGAUGGGCAAGAGGAACAACAAGAUGCGCGAGAGCAACCAACAUCCUUGGUAAAAGAUGAUGAGCACGUCAAUCAGACUGUUGCUUUUUUGGCCAAUAUACAGCAAGAGAUGCAACAGAAGCGUACACAGUCCGAAAAGGCGAUUGCAGACAAUCGUGCGAUACAGGAGCAAACCAUCCAGUUAUUGGUUGAGAUGCAGAAGGAAAUUCAAAAUCACCGGGAGGAGCUGGCAAACGAUCGUGAGCAGAUUUCGAAAUGGCAGGAAUCCAUCACAACAAACCAAGUUAAGACAGCAAAUGUUUUGAUGGAAGUUCUGCAGAAUAUAUCGGCAAUUCAAGUUACUCAAAAUCAAACCAUUGAUGUGCUGAAUAAUUUACAGCACGAGUUCCACGCGGGGUCCCAACAGGCAGUCGUAGGGUUUAAGCCACAGCCGAAAGUAAAUUUUUUGAACUACUGGUCGCAAUCAUUACCCAACACGAAGUCAGAAAUGUCGAAACAACGAGAACUAUUAAUGGGAAUCCAAAACACGUAUGAAUCGCGGAUCGAGCAAUUAGAACGCGAUAAUGAAAAUCUGCGUAGCACAUUAUUGGGUGUUCAGCUGAGCUCAUAUCGAUCCUGCAAAGACGUGCCGAUGAAAGUGUCGGGAAAGUACAAUAUCCGUGGAAAUGAUACAUUUUCAUCGUUUGUAGCAUAUUGCGAGCAACAGAAGUUUGGCGGAGGGUGGAUGGUUAUUCAACAUCGUUUCGACGGAUCGCUUAGCUUCAAUCGCAACUGGAGUGCCUAUCGAAGUGGGUUUGGUGACGUCAGUGAGGAGAUCUGGAUCGGUUUGGAGCGAAUUCAUCAAUUCACGAGGGAACAUGAUUGCGAGCUGUUGGUCGAGUUGAAGGAUUUCUAUAACAACUACAAAUACGCGAGAUACUCCUUGUUUAGCAUUGGAAACGAAAGCGAGCUCUACGAACUCAAAUCUCUCGGUGGGUACAGUGGUACGGCGGGGGAUGCACUAACAGGCCACAUAGGAAUGAAAUUUACAACCCCAGAUAGGGAUAACGAUCGUAGUGACAGUAAUUGUGCAAAAAGCUAUCAAGGAGGAUGGUGGUUCACUAAGUGUCAUUUUGCAUUUUUGAAUGGAUUGUAUCGUAAUGCUAGUGGGCUAUCGCAGGAAAUAAUUGCUUGGAAUGAUUUCAGCGACGAUUAUCGAGGAAUGAGCUUUUCCCGUAUGUUAAUACGUCCACUGAAUUAGUAAACAACGGAAAGGAAUGGCAAGAAAUGAGACAAUUCAGAGGAUAACCCUAAUGAUUAGGAUGCAAGAAAUGCUAUUUUUUAAAUUAAUGAAUGCAUCAAAAUGUGCCAUUUUUACAAAACAUUGCAUUUGCUGUUAUGAAUCAUGGUAAGGAGCACGAUGAAGCUUGCUAGGGUUUACUGGCUAAUCGAGAGGCAGUGCAAGAUUGAGCGUUACCAGUAGUUUGUGGUUGUAUUUUACCGUUUCUAAAGAUGAAAAUAUUUGACAUUGGCUUAUUCUAGCGUUCAAUAAACUCGAUUUCUGGCUGAAAGGGAA